Musa acuminata AAA Group (dessert banana) is the source of this 1970-nucleotide messenger RNA. RefSeq lists its product as uncharacterized. The coding region runs from base 96 to 1817 and encodes 573 amino acids. The record is from RefSeq and is a predicted model, not a curated record. Lineage: Eukaryota; Viridiplantae; Streptophyta; Magnoliopsida; Zingiberales; Musaceae. The transcript is spliced from 6 exons.
AGUGUCCACAUCAUUAGAUAAAGCACUUCACCAUUGUGCUCACUGCAAGUUGCUCCUCAGCCUUGCUGCAGUGCAUUUGCCCUCUCGAGUCUUCCAUGGAGUGCACGGUGCAUUUGGCCUCGAGCGUCUUCCAUGGAGUGCAAGGCACCAAAGACGAGGCUGUGAUGUUUCUCCUCCAAGUUUCCACCUUCCUCAUCGUCCUCCACCUCGUCUCCUUCCUCCUCACCAAGCUGUUCACGUUUCUCCUUGACAGAGCAACCACGUAUGAAGAACAAAGAGACUCCCUUCUCAUCACCGAAGACGAGAUCAAGCACGUAACCCACGAGAUCUGCUCCGAGGAUGGAGAGCUAGCUGCCGGUAUCUUUGGCAGAGAAGGCCUACCGUUAUUCUACCAUGAAAGCGUCGUCAAUGAUACUCUACUUGUCCAUGAAGCAAAGGAUUUCAAUCAGCAACAUCUUUUGGAGGUUGACGAAAGCUUUGUCGCAGAAUUCCCAUACGGUUCCCCACCUUUUAAUAAUGAGAAGCUCGGAAUCGAUCAGUACGGCGAUGCUCCAGUGACCGACGUCAUAAGAUCAUCAGAUUCUCCAUCUCCGAUCGUGUGCGAGCUUGUAGAAGAUGAAGACAUCGGCGGCGACGCAUGCCACGGUAAUGUAUUGGAGGACGCAGAGGAGGAGGCUGAGGUGUUAUCAAAGAAUGAGACUCUCUUCGUCAUCGGCCAAACACAUUCCGACUGCAACAAGUUUCGGCUGGAAGAAGACGAGGGAACAUUUGAUGGUUCUCUCGCAGGUGAAUCGACAUCCAAUGGCUUUACGAAAUGGAGAAGCUCUGCAAUCAACAGGGCUUCCGAGACAGAAUGCCUCCUCUCCUCUUCAUCACGCAGGAGCUCUUCCAACUGGGAAACACUUGAGUUGUUCCAAAAGUACGAUGAGGAGAUGACGUUCUUGGACAGAAUCAGCUCACAGAAGCUCGCAGAAACAGAGCUCAUACGUCCGUUCUCAGAAUCAUUUAGGUCCAUAAGGUUCCAACCAAGAUCAAUCUCGGAAAGGAUUGCCCGCAAAUUUACGAUACAGAAGAAGAAGGGAGGCAACAGAGAUCCAUAUCAAGAACUGGAGAUUGCUUACGUGGCUCAAAUUAGCCUCGCAUGGGAAGCACUCAACUGGAAUUACGUCUGCUUCCAGCAGAGGAAAGCCAACGGCGACGGUGAGCGCUUCUACUGCACCGCACGAAUAGCUCAGCGGUUCCAACAGUUUCAGGUCCUCUUGCAGCGGUUCAUCGAGAACGAGCCAUACCAGCGCGGUCGGCGGCCUCAAGUCUUUGCUCGGACGAGGAUUUCUUCCCCCAAAUUGCUCCAAGUUCCCGAGUUCCAAGAAGCCGAUGAAGAUGGAGAAAACAUAAUUUCACCUACCGAAUUCUCGUCCAUUUUAGAAGAUGCGAUCCGAACCUUCAUGAACUUCCUCAAGGCAGACAAGAAGAACCCUCGCCAAAUCCUCAAAUCAUUCGUCAAGACAACCUCAAGCUCUGUAGAUCCAGAAGUUCUUCGUUCACUGAAAAGAACCAAUCAGAAAAUGAAGAUGGGGCUCAAAGGCCUGUUGAGGCGAAGGAGAUGUUGGAACAAGAAGUGGGUACAGGGGGAGGAAGAGGAGAUGGACAUACUGAUGGGAUUAAUAGACAUGAAGAUUGUGUCCAGAACGCUGAGGAUGAGUGAGAUCAGCCAAGAACAGCUGCAGUGGUGUGAGGAGAAGAUGACCAAAGUAGGAGUAUUGGAAUGGAAAAGUUCAAAGAGAGUCCUCCCCGCUACCUUUUUCCCUCUUAACUGAUCCCAAUCUUAAUGUCGUCGGGUCUGCUUUGCUUCAGCCUGCCUGACGAAAGGAUCCACCUCUUGUAUGUGUAUAUGUCGAUGUAUGUGGUUGUAAGUUCAAGAUCACAGAUGUUGAUGGACGGUAGCCAUCUGUUCCAUGACUGAUGGACGG